Messenger RNA from Drosophila nasuta, 1341 nucleotides. RefSeq names its product pepsin A-like. Gene Ontology annotation, biological process: proteolysis; cell death. Gene Ontology annotation, cellular component: lysosome. The coding region runs from base 19 to 1317 and encodes 432 amino acids. The record is from RefSeq and is a predicted model, not a curated record. Gene Ontology annotation, molecular function: aspartic-type endopeptidase activity. The transcript has a single exon. NCBI's taxonomy places the organism in Eukaryota, Metazoa, Arthropoda, Insecta, Diptera, Drosophilidae.
GUACUAUAUCCAAGCGAUAUGCUGUUGUCGAGGGCAUUAUUACUCAUACUCGGCAGCGCGUUGCUGCUGUCCGUUGCUGUCGAUGCUGCUGCAACCAAAUUGCAUCGCAUGCCGUUGCACAAGAAAGUGAAGCCUCACAUUAAUCGGACUACAAUCAUGUCCGAAGUGCUACAGAUGCGUAAUCGAUACGUGACAAACUUGGAUACGGUCCAGAACAUCACAAAUGGAACGACGACGACGACGGCAUCAUCACAACUGAGCGAGGAGACGUUGAUGAACUCGAGGAAUAUGUAUUAUUAUGGUGAAAUAAGCAUUGGCACACCGCCGGUCAUCUUUAUGGUGCUGUUCGACACGGGAUCGGCGAAUUUGUGGGUGCCAUCAUACAAUUGCACGAGUCAAGCGUGCUAUGGCACCGAUAGCUAUGUUCCCAGCAUAUCGUCGACCUAUGUGCCGAAUGGCGAGAGCAUUAAGCUCACCUAUGGAUCGGGUGGAAUUACCGGCAUUCUCGCCUCCGAUACGGUGAUCAUCAGCGGACUAACGAUAACAAAUCAAACAUUUGCCAUGGCCACCUCUGAGUUGGAUUCUUCAUUCGAGGGAAUGGCUUUCGAUGGCAUUCUGGGCAUGGGAUACUAUUCUUUGGCCGCGGAUAGUGUGAUCCCUCCGUUUUACAAUAUGUACAUGCAGGGUUUGAUAAGUCAACCGGUUUUCUCAUUCUAUUUGGCAGACGACACCUCGAGCUCGGGCGGUGAACUCAUCUUUGGUGGCUCCGAUCCGGCGUAUUAUGCCGGCAAUAUGACCUAUGUCCCCGUCACCGUCGAGGACUAUUGGAUGUUCACCGUGCAGAGCGCCUACAUCGCUGGCGUUCAAUUGUGCAGCUUGUGCUCCGCCGUGGCUGACACGGGCACCUCGUUGAUUAUCGCACCCAGCGCUGCGUAUGAAACGAUCUUCAGUUUGGUCUCCAGCGAUUUGGAUGGCUCCGUCGAUUGUGACACGAUCAGUUCGCUGCCCGUUCUCAAGUUCAAUAUUGCCGGCAAUGUCUUUGGUGUCCCACCAUCGGCGUAUAUUAUUAGCUCGGAUGGGGAGUGUUCGCUGGGUGUUUUGGCUGCCGAUGGCAUCGGCUUCUGGAUCUUGGGCGACGUCUUUCUGAGGCAGUACUACGCAGAAUUCGAUUUGGGAAAUAAUCGUAUUGGCUUCGCCUCGGUUCAGGGACUACACUAUACGGAUAAUGGCAGUUCGGGAUUGAUCAGCUGUUCGGCCUUCUACUGCAUGCUUCUCACUCUUUUGAAUAUCCUGUGUUUCUUUGUGAAAAUGCGUUGAAUCUUGUAGCUAGCAACAAAUAAA